Contarinia nasturtii (swede midge) is the source of this 1120-nucleotide messenger RNA. Its product is annotated as ejaculatory bulb-specific protein 3-like. Bases 242 to 607 code for a protein of 121 amino acids. The record is from RefSeq and is a predicted model, not a curated record. The transcript has 3 exons. NCBI's taxonomy places the organism in Eukaryota, Metazoa, Arthropoda, Insecta, Diptera, Cecidomyiidae.
GUUGACUAUUCAGUUUGUGAAUUGCAGUCGACGGUGAAUGUGAACGGUGUUGUGUGCGCAAGCUAGUCCAAUUUUAAAUUUUUUUUAAAUAACAAAUCUCUAUUAAAUUUAUCGAAUUCGAUACAUAUCUCAAAAUUUACCGGAUUAAUCACGUAAUAGCUUAAUCCAAUUGAAGCGCGUACUUUUAUACACCAUAUUCAACACAUAAGCCGAAUUACAGUAGCAAAAACAACAACGAAACAUGAAGUCAACAUUCGCAAUGGUCCUUUUAUUAGGAAUUGUAUGCAUGGUUUUAGCUGAAAAAUAUCCAGCCAAAUAUGACCAGGUCAACAUCGAUAAUGUGCUUUCAAACGACCGUGUGCUAACCAAUUAUAUCAAAUGUUUGCUGGACAAAGGGGCCUGUACUCGUGAAGGUCGUGAACUUAAAAAACUUUUGCCGGACGCCCUCCAAAGUGAUUGCUCAAAAUGCAGCGCUGCACAAAAGCGUAACUCGAAAAAAGUCAUCAACUUCUUGCGAACAAGACGGCCAAAUGACUGGAAAGACCUCACCGCAAAAUUCGAUCCAGAAGGUUUAUUCAAACAACGUCUUGAUGCAGGCCUAGUUUAAGCGAUAAAUUAAGUUUUUUCAGCAGUAUUUUUUUUUUCAGUUCACAUAUACCUACACACCCACAUUCUCUCGCUCUCUAUCUCUCCCUUCUUUUAUCUAAACAACCCAAAUAAGACAAAUGAUUAACAACAUACGGUAUUUCAUUUUGUUUCUUUUAAAAUUGAAACACCGUACUUUGAGUGUGUAGAAAGCGGUAAUGUAAUGGUAUAGCCAAUAUUUUCUUGUUCCGUUUAGAAUAGGAAAGUAUUAAUUACAGUGUUGUCAUAUUAUUUAAAAUGACAAGAAAUACUCAAUUGUUCAAACCUUCUCUCUUUUUUUUGACACUCCUUUCCCAGUGCCGAAUUCCCAUUACUACUGUAAUAUCUUUAAUGAUUCCGUUUAAUUUUCGACAAACGAGACAUUUUGUGUUAUUAUUUUUUAAUUUUUGACGAAUUGAUUUAAAGUUACCUAUAUUUUUAUGGAUUGAAUUUGUGCCCCUUUUCAAACGCGGACGAUUAUUUUAUCAUUGAAAAC